Molecule: messenger RNA, 3874 nt
Organism: Larimichthys crocea (large yellow croaker)
Lineage: Eukaryota; Metazoa; Chordata; Actinopteri; Sciaenidae
Gene: mafba
Product: MAF bZIP transcription factor Ba
Exons: 1
Coding region: 498-1724 (408 amino acids)
Biological process (GO): regulation of transcription by RNA polymerase II
Cellular component (GO): nucleus
Molecular function (GO): RNA polymerase II cis-regulatory region sequence-specific DNA binding; DNA-binding transcription factor activity, RNA polymerase II-specific
Source: RefSeq, a predicted model, not a curated record
AUAAAGCGCUGGCUGGCUCCAAGCGCAGUCUGCUGGAUACCACAGAUUGGGAGAGAGUGAGAGAGGCGAGCCUUUGAAUCUCUGCGGUGCAGAGCUGGAAAAGCUGCUUCUCAGCGAAAAUCAGACGCCCUAUUUACUCUGCUUAUUUUGCUCCUAUUAUUUUCCUGGAGAAAAAAAAGGGACUUACAACCAAGAAGUUGCAACGAGGACUGGUGCCCGUUUCAGCGAACAAACGUGGUAUUUCCUUUAUUACUAUUUAUGCUGUUUUUUUUGUUUUUGUUUUUGUGAAUACACUUCUACUGAAGGGACUGAGGUUUUUACUUUUGCACUGAGACGCAUUGCUUUCUACCUCCUGCCUGGUCUCUCUGCCAGAUUAUCCCAGCAGAAGUAGGCUAUAUGACGCAAACCGUGUGCAGCGCAUUAGUCUGAAACUUUUCCUCCACUACUUUUUUUUUUUCAUUUUCCUUUUUUUUCCCCCACCAAUCACACGGUGUUUCAUGCUACAGCAAGUCAGUGCACAACGGUGGAGGAGCCAAAAGAACUAUUGCAUGAAACAAGAAAGGAGAGAAGAGACGUUGAUUAAUAAGUCAGUUUUUGCGACGCUCGCAAGUACCUUUGCAUAUCUGCAAAAGAGUCGCGACAGCAACAUGAGCACAGAGCUGAGCAUGGGCCCGGAGCUACCCAGCAGCCCUCUGGCUCUGGAAUAUGUCAACGAUUUUGACCUGAUGAAGUUUGACGUGAAGAAGGAAGGCCUGGCCGGGCUGGAGCGCAACGGGGUGCGCCAGUGUAACCGUCUCCAACCCCAAGGCUCCGUGUCCUCCACCCCCAUCAGUACACCCUGCAGCUCGGUGCCCUCCUCGCCCAGCUUCAGUCCCACAGAGCAGAAAAACCACCUAGAGGAGCUGUACUGGAUGCCGAACAGCGGGUACCACCAGCAGAUAGACCCGCAGACGCUAAGCCUGACCCCAGAGGACGCAGUGGAGGCCCUGAUUGGAGCCACAGCUCACGGCCACCCUCCGCCUCCGCACGUCCAACAGCAGCUGCAGCAGCAAGGCGCUUUCGAGGGCUACAGGGGCCCGCAUCACCAUCACAGCCACCACGGCCACGGCCAGCAGCACCAUCACCCAUAUGCUGGGGGCAUCCCGCACCACGCCGAGGAACUGUCCGGGCACCCGGGCGGACACAACCAUCCACACAGCCAGCACCACCAUCACCACAGCCAGGACCCAGACAGCCCGUCCCCGGUCUCCCCAGAGUCCCACCAGCCGCUCCAUCACCACCGCCACCAUCAUCACCACCAUCCGCACGGCCACCUGAGCCAGUCGGCGGGGCACCACAGCUCUGGGGGCGGACUCAACGUGGAGGACCGCUUCUCCGACGACCAGCUGGUGUCCAUGUCGGUGAGGGAGCUCAACAGACACCUACGGGGCUUCACCAAGGACGAGGUCAUCCGCCUCAAGCAGAAGAGGAGGACCCUGAAGAACCGGGGCUACGCUCAGUCCUGCAGGUUCAAGCGGGUGCAGCAGAAGCACGUGCUGGAGAACGAGAAGACGCAGCUGAUUAACCAGGUGGAGCAGCUGAAGGCGGAGAUCAGCCGGCUGGCGAGGGAGAGGGACGCCUACAAACUCAAGUGUGAGAAACUGACGGGGUCAGGGGCCAAUAACGGGUUCCGCGAGGCUGGCUCAACCAGUGACAACCCUUCAUCUCCAGAGUUUUUCAUGUGAGUUGUCGUAGCCUUUUCUUGUGAACCCCUUCACAACAAACUUUCCCCUCCACCCCCACCUUUCCUUUUUCUCCACAAAUGACUGACUGGCUGAUGAACAAACGAUAAUAAUCCACACUUCCCAUACUGUUUAUGAUUAUACUAAUAACGGUAACAAUUAUAUUCAUAUUAGAAGAAUAAUCCAUCAAAUAGUAUUCUCAUAUAUAAUCAUCUCUCCAUCCACGUGUCAACUGAGAUACAAAGAGCAACGUAGAGUGUCUGAUCAGUCGCAGCAUCUUUGUAGAUUAGUUGCUUGUAGUGAAGAGACUUUUUUUUCUCCUUCUUCAAAGAAGAGGAUCGGCUGAUGAACUUUUUCUGUACUUUUUUUGAGGCUACAGCUUUUAAAUAAUCUGUAAGUAGUGUGGGAUGGCGUCGAGGCAGUUGUCUUGUAAUUUUGUUCUCCAGAAACGAUGACAUUGUUAUGAAACAACAAGCAGGCCUGGCCUCGCAAGCCUGCAACACACCAGACUCUCUCAUUCGACAAAAAAAAGGGGGGGCCCGUAAAUCUGAGAAAAAUCUCCAAAAAGCAAGACUCCACUUUAUGCAAAUUUAAAACGUCUGUCUUGGGGGGACAUUUUAUGCAACAUCUCAUUGAUUUAUUGCCUGCUUGGUUAUAUUCGAAUAUAUAUUGAAACAAAAAAUCUGCAUUAAAUAUUAAUCCUGCAUGCUGGACAUGUACGGUAAUAAUUUCUAUUUUGUACUUUCAUCUUCUCGUGUAUAUUAAGAGCAUGUUGUUGAUCUGCGCUUCUCCAUAGUUUUUUGGGGGGGGGGUUAGAGAAAUGCAGCGGGGACAGAACAGCAGGACUGCCGGUGCAGUGUCAUAUGGUGUGGGUUUCUUUGGGCUUGUAAAUAUUAUGCAACCGCAAAACUGCACAACAAGAUUGAGGAGGCUGGUUUGUACUUCUUUCUUUCUUUGUGUUGUGUUUUUAUUUCAUUUAUUUUGUAUGAUUUUUUUUUAUCAUUUUGGGGUAUUGAUUGAGAGGAGUGCAUUUUUUCAGUUGCAUUUAAAUACAACAAAACUUUGUGUGUCAAGUGCACUUUUGGAUAAUGAUUUUUGAACGUUUUCAUUUUGAAAUUUGUGCAGACCUCCCUCCAGGAAGACAUACUAUGAUACUAUAUACUAAUAUUAUUCAACACAGGGCCUAUGUGCAAAGUUUUAGAGUAAUAUUUGGACACGUGUUCUGCGAGGCUGAGGAGGACAAACAUGUGGCCACAAUAUUAUUGGACCCAGACUGCACAGAAAAGGCUAUUGCGCACCAAGUUUUCUACAUACUGUUUAACUUACGCAAAGUGUGUAAAUGCUCUGUCAUUUUAAUUCAGCGUGGUUUUUGUGCCACAGUUUUAGAAAAGUGUCGUUCUGCCUUUCUAUUAACUCUUUAGCAGUCCACAUCAAACCCAAAACAAAAAGCUUAUCCUCUCAUUCCGAUUGGCGGCCACCUGUAGCAUAUUACCACUGGGCCCGAGAUUUGUAUUUUUAAACCAUAUUUAGAAGAAGAAAAAAGUGCAACAACUUACUUGUCAGGGGUUUUAUGUAGAGUUAAUAUUUAGAUAACGCCGAGCAUUUUAAUACAAAAGUUUGGACAUUAAUGCUCUAUGUUUUCCUGAUUUUUUUUCCUGCCGGUCAGUAAAAAAAGGGACUCAGGUUGUGCAAAUUCUCAAAAUGAAAACAACGUGUAUGUUAUGUAAUACGUUCUUUGUCUGUUUUAUUAUUAUUUGAUGAUUCUGGUUCUGCUGGCCAGAUGCAUAGUUAAAGUUUUUAUUUUAAUGAUUUAAAUUAACAAACUGUCAGAUCAUAUCGAAUAAGCAUGGUGCUUGCAUUUGAAACUAUUGUUGAAAAGUCAUGCAUUUAACAAUCUUUGGUUUGUUACUGAUUCAACUGUGUUGAAAUCUAACUGAAACUGCAGCAGCGGGUUGUUGUUUUGUUUUCACCUAUACCAUGUACUUUGCGAUGAUGGGGAUCAAUUUUCAAUCCUGUUUAUAUAAAUAAUAGUUAAAAAAAACACUUAAAUUUGAACUGUUCCAUUCAGGCUGGUUUCUGUUUCGUCUUAUUUUUUGGUUGUUUUUGGAAGAAAUUGUUUCCUAUUUUGCUUAUUAAAGUCAUUGAAAUGGCAA